This is a messenger RNA of Lineus longissimus, 855 nucleotides long. Its product is annotated as galactose-specific lectin nattectin-like. NCBI's taxonomy places the organism in Eukaryota, Metazoa, Nemertea, Pilidiophora, Heteronemertea, Lineidae. The transcript is spliced from 4 exons. The record is from RefSeq and is a predicted model, not a curated record. Gene Ontology annotation, molecular function: signaling receptor activity. The annotation marks the transcript as partial.
GUCAAUCACCAAUAUUUUUGAUUCAAUUUGACCCUCUUCCUUUUUAAUCAAUACUAGAGUAAUAAAAUCGGAAGUAUAUGAUUUUCCGUGGAAGAAACGCCUUCUCUUGAGAAAUAGAUCGCAGUUGACUUUAACUCAAGGAUAAUUCUUGCUCGCUACCGAAUGACUUCUAGUGAUAUUUCCCUCUUGCUAUUGACAUUUGCAAUUGGGACUGCAAGGGCAUGUCAAUCAGGAUGGGUUUCCACCGACCAAUCAUGUUACCUACUUUCGAAGACCGAAGCCACCUGGGAGGAGGCGAGAGCAGCAUGCUUCCAGCUGGAUGCUAAUCUGGUGGUCAUUGACAAUCCCGUGGAGUUCGCCCAGCUUUCUGCAAUAUUGAAUCAACGCGGAGACCACGCACCAAGAUGGCUUGGAGGAUAUUUCUUGCCACGUCUUCAACCGUAUUGGUUCUGGGAUGAUGGUUCAAUAAUCCCCCGACAGCAGUACUGGACAAGACACAAACCACCUCACCACAGCACCGUACAGGGCAGGUGUGUUUCUCUUGCCUCCCGCCAGGAUAGGAGGCUGGACAAUGAUGGCUGCCUGGUGAAGAAGAAAUAUGUGUGUGAGAGAAAUGGUCAUUAUCAAUACCUGACCUGGUGCAACGGAGACGCAGCCGUGAAACUUACCUGCCCUCACAACCAAGUUAUCAAGAUCGUUAGCUGGAAAGUUGCUCCCUCCAAAUACCACAAGAGCUGCAAGGUUUAUGAUCAAGCCACUGCGUAUCAUAAUAAGCCGACCCAAGGAUUCAGAGAUGUCGUGGCCUUGUGCAACAUGAAGAAUUCAUGCACGUUCAAGUUUUGGUUCGUUGAGAUG